Molecule: messenger RNA, 846 nt
Organism: Prunus armeniaca (apricot)
Lineage: Eukaryota; Viridiplantae; Streptophyta; Magnoliopsida; Rosales; Rosaceae
Source: the annotation of a GenBank genome assembly
AUGGGAAGUGGAACAAGGCCCUUUACCUUGUCUUCAUGGGUCUUAGUUGUAGCCUUUUUAGGUAUUAACUUAUUAUCCAGUGAAAUUUGUAGCGCUAAAGAUAACUACAGGUGUGCUCCUUCUUCCUGCGGCAUCAUCCACAACAUAAGCUACCCUUUUCGACUGAACCGUGACCCAAAGCACUGCGGGGACUCGAGGUAUACGUUGCACUGCGACAACAACGUUACGGUAUUGCACCUACAUUCUGGAAAAUACUUGGUGCUGGCCCUCAACUACGAUGACAGAACGAUCCGAGUCGUAGAUCCUGGCCUUGAAAAGAACAAUUGCUCCUCCAUUCCUCGUUAUCCUGUAGCCAACUCUAACUUCAGUAUGGGGGAUCUGUAUGAUUCGUCAAGUCAGCCUGUAACUUUUAUCACGUGUGCAAAUCCAGUCAGUUCAUCUCUCUACGUAGUGACGGCUCCAUGCAUUAAUAAUCUGGGUAAGAUAGGUUAUGUCAAGGUUGGCAGUAUAACGACGUCGGAUUUGGAGGACGGGUGCAGUAUAGAGUGGACGACUAUGAUGAGUAAAUCCUUGUACAAGAAAAAUUACCAGAACUUUUCUUACAGAUACAUACACAACGCUUUGAUGUAUGGCUUUGAGCUUAAUUAUCAAACCUUAGGUUCUGCCUUUGUUGAAUGUAGCCCAAACCAAUGGACCCCACUUGGUAAUAAGUGUUAUACAGGUAAUUUUGUUUUGGAUCUAUUUCAGCAGAUUUACGAUUAUGAGGUGCAACACUUUAGCUCAGGUGAUCCAUGGACAGGAAUUGAUCUACUAAUAAUCAUUAUCUACGGUAAGAGCGUGUUUUAG